Molecule: messenger RNA, 2867 nt
Organism: Bombyx mori (domestic silkworm)
Lineage: Eukaryota; Metazoa; Arthropoda; Insecta; Lepidoptera; Bombycidae
Exons: 11
Coding region: 320-1690 (456 amino acids)
Biological process (GO): regulation of RNA splicing
Molecular function (GO): RNA binding; metal ion binding
Source: RefSeq, a predicted model, not a curated record
UCCAGUUGAAAAAACUUCUAGUCAGUAGUCUGUCAAAAUUCUUAAUCAAACUAUUGAAUUUAUUGAAAAUUUGGUAUUAAUUUUUUUAAAUCUAGCCGAGUAUGAUCUCGUUUAUUCAAUAACAAUAAUAUCUUAUCUACAAACCGCCUCUCAGCUUAUUGACUUUUAAGAAUAUUUUUCGUUAAGCGCUGAUUCAAGUCCUCAUGCAGCAUAUUUUACGUAGAGGUCCUCUCUAUCUAUGAACUUUGCUUGUAAUGGGAAUUAUUUUGCGAAAGGAAUUCUAAAUGUUUGAGUGACCUUUUUGGGGUAAAAGAAAUAAAUGCGAAGCUCAGACGCAGGCCAGACAAAUUUCCAGAGUAUAGGGGAUGAAGAUUCUAUUAAUUUUCAGCCAUCACCGAAUUUCAAACAUAUGAAAAAAUAUUUAAAAUGCAAGUUUGGGGAGGAGAGUCACUCGCCCCAAUAUCAUGCAGUAACAGAAUUCCCGGAAGCAGAAGCUAUGGAAAAGAAGGGAAAUGAGCAGACCGAGAAGGUUGACCCACCUUUACCUAACCGUCCACCGCUGCCGCCGCCGGAUCCACUCCUUGCAAAUUUAAAAAAGGAAAUCGUCAAUGAAGAAUACAUAGAUACAUCAUCAAUAACCAUAAAUAUCAAAACAGAUCCAACCGAGAAUGACGGAAAGCCUAAUGACGUCGAAGAGACUAUGUGUCGUAAUUUUGUGCGUAACACUUGCAAUCGUGGUGCGUCAUGUAGAUAUCUCCACAAAAUAAUACAUUCCCAACUUAAAGGAGUUUACAGAUUCUGUAUUGAUUUUGAAAAUAAAAAGUGCACACGUGCAGAAUGUUCAUAUGCUCACGCCACAGUGCACGAGAAAGAACAUUUCUUCAGAACGGGCUAUUUACCACCAAAUACAUUGAGCCAUAUUAAGAAAAAAACAGUCCUACCUCAAGCUAAAACCAAAGCGACGACACCAAACAUGUCGGCGCCUUAUAGUGCUGAUCAAACAUUUCCACUGGGUAUUAAUACUGUUCCCGCCUACCCAAAUACAUCCAAUAUGAAGAUGAUCCAAAAUCCAUAUCCCGGUAUGAUCUCACCUACGACGAGGCAGUGGCUAGGAAUGGAGGAGAAAACAUCAGAGCUGUCGGCGAACUAUAGCGGCACUACGUACCCCCAUAGUGCUAGCACCAUCCCGAUGUAUACAAACACGCCGAAUGUGAACGUGAUGCAAAACCCAUACGCCAGGCAAUGGCCAGAAACUGAAGACAAAUCGCCGACCGUGAUGCACAAUCCAUACGCCACUGUGAUGUCUCCUACGAAGAGGCCGUGGACAGAAAUGGAAGAGCCCAUGAUACAACCCACACGCGAGUACGCAGAGUACGCUGAAGCGACUGAAUCUAAGAAAUGCAGAAACUGUGAUGUCAAUGAGUUCAGGUUGCAGCAUAAUAAAAACAAAAUCAUAAAAAUGAUGGAAGACGCGGAUGAUCUGAACAAGCGUGUCGGGCAAAUAACUAAGAAGAACAAUAAACUAAACGAAGUUCUAGUUCUGCUCAUUGAAGCUGUGGCUGAACACUGCAACCCAGAGGCUAGCGAUGAAAUGAGUUUCGAGCAUAACGCAGCACAAAUUAUGAAGAAUGUAAUGGCUGCAGAACGCGGAGAGUCUAGUAUGUCACCGGAAGACAUGUUCUAUGAUUAACUUGUAAGAAGUUACAAAUUAUUAUUGCAAUUUGCAAUUAUUAUGACUGUUAAAACAACAUCCAUUUACCAAACGCGUAAGACCACAACAAGGUGGAUUUUUUAUUUUUUAUUUAGUGUAAGUUUUUUUUUUUACAAUGACUAUUUUAUUAUUUUACUGUCGUUUUAUUAUCUUAUAAACUGACUAUGUGUUAUCAAAAGUAAUCAUGUUUUCAGUAUUGGUUAUUGAAUAAAAUAUUUCACCUAUUGUUGUGUAAACUUGCAAAUAAAAAAAAACCGAAGCUGGCCUUUGAGGGUUUCUAAAGAAAGAAUGGAUGUUUUAUAGCACCCAAAAUUAACUUCAAAAUAUUAGAUUGCAUUAUAUUGAUUGCAUGAGUUAUGUGAAAUUACCUAUGUGGUAGGUAAUUGGUUUUAGAUUAUAUUUGUUUCUUAGUUUUCUUUAUGUCAAGAUAAAAACUGAAUAAUAUGCUAGGAUACAUGUUUCCUUAUUUUUCAUUAGCACAUUCCGAUUUAAAAUCGUAUUUUAAUUCAUGUUAGUAUAGCCAGAUAUCUGAUAAAUCCUCUACUAUAUAUUAUUUAGUUUUUUGUAUUUAAAAUAUAUAACAUAAUUGUUUAUUUAUUUCUAAGGUAGACGAGCAUAAGUCUUACCUAAUGACAAUAAGAUUCACCUUCACAUUGAAGAUUAUUAUCCUAUAAAUUUUGUACUGUUUCUCCAGCAGUACGUAAUAUAAAAAUGAAACAAUUUUAAGUGUACCCUGACUUGAAUAAUGAUAUUGUUAAGGACUGGCAAUAUGUUUCUGUGAAUGCCUUUAAAGAAUCUCUAUGUUCAUCGCUAAAAGAUAAUAUUUAGAUUUUAUCUAUGAUUUUAGAGUUUUUCGCAAAACUUUAACGUGAAUAAGUGUAAACCUUAAUGUAGGGGUCGUAGUAACAAGUGCAAGCAUUGAUCUUCAUGAAUUAGUAAAAUGUUUGUAGGAAACAAAAAAAAUAAGUAUCUCAUUCAGAAAUUUUAAAUGGCAUUGCAUUUACACGAAUGUGUAGGUAUUUUCUUUUGUAUUGUUUUUAUCAUGUUCUUCGAUUAAUUAUGUUUUAAUUAUUUCAUGUUUAGAUGAGGAAACAUUGUAUCAGUGAUCGCAAUAAUACAAACGAAAUGUAAAAACGCAAUAAACAAAACAUAAAAA